Molecule: messenger RNA, 2403 nt
Organism: Colletotrichum godetiae
Lineage: Eukaryota; Fungi; Ascomycota; Sordariomycetes; Glomerellales; Glomerellaceae
Product: ABC transporter
Exons: 1
Coding region: 1-2403 (800 amino acids)
Biological process (GO): oligopeptide export from mitochondrion
Cellular component (GO): mitochondrial inner membrane
Molecular function (GO): ATP hydrolysis activity; ABC-type oligopeptide transporter activity; ATP binding
Source: RefSeq, a predicted model, not a curated record
AUGGCUAUGGGAGUUGUGCGAUCCGCGGUGUUGCUCCCGCACCGCGCCGGGAGCUGCCCGACGACAUUGGCAUCGCUGAUGACAACCCUCCCCGGCCUAAGCAAUACCUCGACGAUUACGCCGGUUCUACAAUAUUCUCUGCUGUCACAGAGUAGGGGCUUCAGCUCCAAGCCUGUUCAAUCAUUAUCUGCAGCUCGUUCUGCUGCUACCAUCCACCGAUUUGCGCGACAACGACCCGUUCCUCUUUGCCAAAAGCCUCAAUCACCCGGACCGAUCGCGAUCCUGCGCUAUCUCUCGAACGGGUUUUCUAAGCAACGAGACCCUCAGUCUGCGACGCAAACUCAGGCUACGCGAGACGGUGAUAAGAACGCAAACCAGACCGAACCGUCCUCACGAGAGCCCGAACAACCUGAUGACUUCCAAAAGAGCGAGCGGGCUGCCAAGGCUGCCCAGGUCAACCUCAGUGCGAAGUUGUCAAAGGAGGGCAAGUCGCAAGGUGGCAAGGCCGGAUUUUCCGAAAUUUGGAGACUGAUCAAGAUUGCGCGGCCGGAGCUGCGGUGGCUGGGAAUCGCCAUGAUCUUCCUCAUCAUUUCGUCCGGCGUCACCAUGUCUAUCCCAUUUUCCGUUGGCAGAAUCCUCGACAUGGCUACCAAGGAUCCGGCCGAGGACGCGCGCUUGUUCGGUCUGACCAUGCCGCAGUUCUUCACAGCCUUGGGCGUCAUCUUGACCGUUGGAGCCAUGGCCAACUUUGGGCGCGUAAUCCUCCUGCGUAUUGUUGGCGAAAGGGUUGUUGCCCGUCUGCGCUCGACUCUCUAUCGGCGAACAUAUGUACAGGACGCCGAAUUUUUCGACGCGAACCGAGUUGGAGACCUCUUGUCGCGACUCAGCUCUGAUACCGUCAUCGUUGGAAAGUCCAUCACCCAAAAUAUCAGCGAUGGUCUGAGGGCUCUUUUUAGCGGAGGAGCCGGUUUCUGUGUCAUGGUCUGGCUUAGUCCGAAGUUGACUGGACUUCUCCUCAUUAUGCUGCCACCUGUUGCAGUCGGAGCCUUCUUCUACGGUCGUGCAAUCAGAAACGUGAGCAAGGGUAUCCAGAAGAAUCUUGGUACCUUGACGAAGAUUGCCGAAGAACGCCUCGGCAACGUGAAAACGAGCCAGGCAUUCGUGGGAGAGAUCCAAGAAGUCGGCCGCUACAACCGCCAAGUCAAGAAGAUAUUUGCUCUGGGUAAGAAGGAAUCCACGAUCGCUGCCACUUUCUUUGCCUCGACGGGCUGGGCUGGUAACAUGACCAUCCUUGCCAUGCUCGUUGUCGGCGGCAACUUUGUCCGCGACGGCGCCAUGACGCUAGGAGACCUGACAUCUUUUAUGAUGUACACGGCUUUUGCAGGAUCCAGUCUGUUUGGUCUAUCGUCUUUCUAUUCAGAGCUGAUGAAGGGCGUCGGUGCUGCCAGUCGCCUUUUUGAGCUGCAAGAUCGAAAGCCCGGCAUCUCACAGACAGUCGGGCUCAAGGUGAAGUCUGCACAGGGCCCGAUUCGGUUCUCAAACGUUUCGUUCGCCUACCCUACACGGCCUGCCGUCAAUAUCUUCAACGAUCUUAACUUUGAGAUUCCUUCGGGCAGCAACGUCUGUGUUGUGGGACCCUCGGGUGGCGGUAAAUCUACCGUUGCCGGUCUGCUGUUGCGAUUCUAUAAUCCAAUCGCUGGCUCUAUUACGAUCAACGGUGUAGACAUUUCAAAGAUGAAUGUCAAGUCACUGCGACGCCGCAUUGGCAUGGUUGCGCAAGAGCCUGUCUUGUUCUCUGGGUCGAUUGCUGACAACAUCUCCUACGGCAAACCCAACGCCACCCGAGCUGAAAUCAUCGCGGCCGCCCGGAAGGCCAACUGCAACUUUAUCAGUGACCUUCCCUCUGGGUUGGACACGCAGGUCGGAGCCAGAGGCUCACAGCUGUCGGGAGGUCAGAAGCAGCGAAUCGCCAUUGCGCGAGCGUUGAUCAAGGACCCCGAUAUUCUUAUCCUCGACGAGGCGACCUCCGCCUUGGACGCCGAAUCCGAGACGCUUGUCAACGCCGCACUUACCUCGCUUCUCAGAGGCAGGAACACGACCAUUUCUAUUGCUCACCGACUGUCAACCAUUAAGCGAUCUGACCUGAUCAUUGUUCUUGGCAACAACGGCGGGGUCGCAGAGAUUGGCAAGUACACGGAGCUUUCUGCCGACAGCAACAGCGCAUUUAGCAAGCUCAUGGAGUGGCAGAUGAGCGGCGGCGAUGUUCCCGAUCCUCGCUCUAGUGACAGAGCUCAUAUUACAGAAGAGGAAGAGAUCGAAUCCGACCUUGAGAGGGAGGAGGGUGAAGAGGAAACUGAGGAGCAGGUGCAGGAGGAGGCGAGGGAGAAGGAGGCGCGGCGGUAA